AUGUCUUCAACUCUCGGCACCUACAACCCUUCCAUUCUCGCCAUUCCGGCUUUCUACAUCCUCUCUGUCUUCCCGCACAGCUACGCCCUAUACGCCGCAACGCAAGGCAAGCUCAGCAACUGGGAUAACCGCAACCCGCGCUCUACCGACAUGAAGGCUAAGCUUAAGGACCGCCUCGACGCCGAGACCUACGCCAAGUACGAGCGCGCUGAGGCAUGCCACGCCAAUGGGAUGGAGAAUCUUCCGCUGUUUGCUACGGCCGUGGUCUUGGGAAAUAUGGCGGGCUUGAAACUCGCAUACACGGCUGUCUACCUCACGCACACGACGCAAGGACCGACUGCGAUCAGGAGUGGACUUUGGGUUGUUGGCGUGGGAAUGUGCUUCCGCAUCAUCCUCAAGGCUGCGAAGGUGCUCGGUGCUGGCAGGGUGGGCUUCUAG
Messenger RNA from Trematosphaeria pertusa, 438 nucleotides. RefSeq lists its product as uncharacterized. Gene Ontology annotation, cellular component: membrane. The record is from RefSeq and is a predicted model, not a curated record. The coding region runs from base 1 to 438 and encodes 145 amino acids. The transcript is spliced from 2 exons. NCBI's taxonomy places the organism in Eukaryota, Fungi, Ascomycota, Dothideomycetes, Pleosporales, Trematosphaeriaceae.